Messenger RNA from Pistacia vera, 1564 nucleotides. RefSeq lists its product as uncharacterized. The transcript is spliced from 7 exons. The coding region runs from base 227 to 1192 and encodes 321 amino acids. Gene Ontology annotation, molecular function: zinc ion binding. The record is from RefSeq and is a predicted model, not a curated record. Lineage: Eukaryota; Viridiplantae; Streptophyta; Magnoliopsida; Sapindales; Anacardiaceae.
GGGGAGAAAAAGAAUCAUCAAAAUUAACAAAAUAUUUUAAUUAAAUAAAUACAUUUAAAUUUACAUUCUAAAAUUCUAGGGUUUCUUCUUUUAAAUUUUAAAUUUUGAUUUUGAUUUUAUCGUUUCUUCGUCAAAAUGAAAAUUAGUUGAUUAAUUUUCUGUAAAUUAUCGAUCUUUCCUUCUUCUUCUCUCUCUCGCUCGCCGUUUGUUGUUGGAAUUCGAGUCAAUGGCCGACCAAUCGGACGCUUCGCCGCUCAUGGCUCCGACGCCGGUGGAGCCCAGCGAGAUCGACCUGGAGGCCGGCCCCGGCGAACAAAUUCAGUGUCGAAUUUGUCUCGAAACUGACGGUAGGGAUUUUAUUGCUCCUUGCAAGUGCAAAGGAACUUCAAAGUAUGUACACCGAGAGUGUUUGGAUCAUUGGCGAGCUGUAAGGGAAGGGUUUGCAUUUGCUCAUUGCACAACCUGCAAAGCCCCUUACCAUUUGAGAGUUCAUGUUGCUGCUGAUAGGCGAUGGCGAACCUUGAAAUUUCGCUUCUUUGUGACCAGAGACAUUUUAUCUAUAUUUCUGGCUGUUCAGAUUGUAAUUGCUUCACUGGCAUAUUUGGUGUAUUUAAUUGAUAAUUACCGGCAGUCCUGGCUUCGUGUGGCUUGGAGUUUUGACAGUGAGCUCAGUUUCUACUACAUAUGUGGAGCACUACUAUUUUUUGCUUUGCUGGGAUUAUCUGGAUGCUUCAUUACUUGCUAUGACCGAAGAGUGCGCAAUGAUUUGGCUCAACCUUGUCGAGAAUUAUGUCUUUGUUGCUGUCAGCCUGGAAUAUGUGCGGACUGUCAUUUGCCUGGAACUCUUUGUAUGUGGACUGAUUGUACCACAUGCUUUGAAAGUUGUGCAAGUACAGCCAGUGAAUGUGGUUGUUUAGGAGGUGCUGGUGAAGCAGGGCUACCUCUGUUGUUCAUAAUGGCUUUGAUUGUGUUGGGACUGUUUACUGUGAUUGGCAUAUUUUACAGUGUUUUGGUGGCUACAAUGGUUGGUCAACGAAUUUGGCAACGGCAUUAUCACAUACUUGCAAAACGCAUGCUAACAAAAGAAUAUGUUGUUGAGGAUGUUGAUGGGGAGAUGACGGGAUCUGAUUGGGCUCCUCCACCUCUCCCAACUGAGCAUGUACAGCAACUGAAAGGACUGGGCCUCCUAUGAAUUUGAAGGAGUCUUAGUCAUGACUUACACGAAUAAGAUAAUGCAAAGAUAGACUGACUUGUCUAUUUCAGCUGGCCACUCUACUAUGAGCUUUUGACUCAUGUAGUUUGAGGCAUGAUUCUUAAACAGCUGCCGGGUAAAAAAAAAUUAAAGGUACUGUUGAUGAUGUUCAGUUAUACAUAUGAAUAUGCGAAUGAUAUCUGUGAAAAAUAUCCUUGUACUUUCUUUUGCUAUUUACUCCUGUAAUAUUCCCCGUGUACUCCUGUAAUUGUGACCGUGCACUUCUGUGAUUGUAAGGAAACUGGAUUAGGUAAAUUCAUGAAUAACUGACAACAGGAAUUUCAAUGAUAUAUUAUGUGAAAAAUUGCUUCA